Aureobasidium melanogenum CBS 110374 is the source of this 2637-nucleotide messenger RNA. RefSeq lists its product as uncharacterized. Bases 1 to 2637 code for a protein of 878 amino acids. The record is from RefSeq and is a predicted model, not a curated record. Lineage: Eukaryota; Fungi; Ascomycota; Dothideomycetes; Dothideales; Saccotheciaceae. Gene Ontology annotation, molecular function: nucleic acid binding; ATP binding. The transcript is spliced from 9 exons. Gene Ontology annotation, cellular component: nucleolus.
AUGACUGAACCCGAAGAUCAUCUUGCGCCUGCCAGCAGGUGCGAGGUGCCUCGUGACCGCCAACGCAAUCGUGUAGCUCCUGCCUCGUCAAAUGAAAGCUCGCUGCUCACUCGCACCGAAUCAUCACCUGAAGGACUACACGGUUUUGAGCCUGUUUAUGGUCUUCCAGAACUUUCCGUCACUGCCUUGAGACGCGCUGGCAUCGAGAAAUUGCUUCCUUCUCAGAAGCACGUUCUUGAGUCUGUUCAGUUCAUAGAGAACCGCCGGGCAGACCACCACAGAGUCAUCAUAUCUCGCUUCGCGGCUGGUAAGACCACACUCAUAUGUCUUGCUAGCUUUGUUGCCGUCAUGAGAUGCUCAGCUGGUGAUUCUCAACCUCCGACUUUCAAAGAAUCUCCUUCUAGCGCCGAGCUUCCACCCGCUGCGCCUCCUAGCGAGAACUCGUACAAUACAAGGCAUUCAUCUGCAGUAGCCAAACCCUUGGUCCUAAUAGUGGUUCCGUUUCCUGAAAAUGCCAGAGAUGCUGGUGUUUUCCUUGAACAGCUACUCAAAUGCCAUGGCAACUCAUACGCCGCAAUAGUUGGCGAUGAGCUCGCCGAAGCCGACUUUACUGCGCUGCGCAAGUGGCCUACCGCAGUAAUCGGCACUUUCGACAGGUUGCUCGGUCUUGUCGAGCAUGGCUAUCUGAACCUGUCUCAACUUGUUUACUUGGCCAUCGAUGACUUGGACACCUGCCUACAGGAUGUCACUUUCAACUCGUUUCUCCAAUUUUUGCACGAAAACCUUCCGGAGUGUCAGGUGAUUAUCACGAGCUCCUGUAUGACCCUGGAUCUAGUGAUUCCCGUCUUAACCCUUAUCGGGCAGAGCUCUCCCAUUCCUGCUGUUGUGAGGAUGGGGAGAAUUCCAAAGGACUCGACUACCUUCGAGGAGGGCAAGGUUCUGAUGUGUGGUGAAACCCCUGAUGGCGUAGAAAAGAUCUAUCGUUUGUUCGACGACUAUCUCAAGACCAAUGGCUGCAGCGACAUCGACAAAUACAUUCGUCUCGCCCACCACCAUCAUCAGACUGAGGCCGAACGCCGCAUCACACUCGAACAACUUCGCAAAGACGACUUUUGCAUGCUGAUUACGACUUACAAGUUCGCUAGAGCUGUUCAUAUCCCCAAUGUUAAUACCGCCAUCAACAUCCACCCUGCAAAAGACUUGGACGUCUAUCGUAAGGUAUGCAAUCGAGUUGGUCGAGAGGGCAGGGGUUUGAUUUGCACUCUGUAUGGAGAGGAGGAUAUGGAGUCGGUUGAACAGUACAAGCGUGUGUUCAACACGAAAAACGACUACUCGUUAGUGAUCGAUGGUGAGGUUGUUCCUCCAAACGGAAUGCGGGAAAUGACUUCUAUGGAGCUCCUCAAGGAGUUCGGAAAUGCUCGUGAAGCACACCGCCGCAAGCGUUUUACUACUGGAGUUGCUGGUGGAGUUUUGAUCUGGGCUUCGUUGGCGGCCUACGUCGCCCAGCCAUCCAAUGCGGCAGGCCAGUCGAGCCGAGUCGCAAGGCUCAUUAACGGAGUCGCCCGCAUUGCUGGCAAUGUGGCCAACAACAACAAGAAGAAAGAGGGUGCUCUGAGUCGCGAGGUUCACACCACCUUUCUCGAAGCUGGCCGGAAAGCAACCCCAAAAACAUCAAACAAACGCAAGGCGACCACCGACCAAGCAUCUGAAUAUAUGAAUCUGAGUCCUACCAAGGACGGCUUGGAAUGGCAAGCAGUUUGGGCUGCCAUCGUCGAGAAACAACCUCUCAACAAGGUCACCAACAAGCCUUUCGUUUGGCUGGAAAACAUUACGAAAGUUCUCAUGUUCAUGUGGAGCUCGCCCCAGGGUGUAGAUUGCGUGUUGAAGAUGGUGGAAGCAGUAUACCGCGAUUUUGACACACUGAAGCUCGAUGCCAUAACCUCCGCCAGCAACUCCAAAUCCUCAGUCUAUACACUGGAGAUGAGAUACAAGCGAGUGCUUUCGCUCUCGAAAGCCGCUGCCCUUCAGACCGCCGAACUUCUUCUGGAGUAUAAAAACAUGGCCGACGACUUCGUUCGUCUUGAACAACAAACUCAAGAUCCUUCCACCGAGCUAGGUAAAGAGUGGGCAAAACGAGAAACCAAUGCGAACAAAGAGACAACAGAUCAGACUCGGUCGAACGUUGCCAUAAAGUUGCGGGUAUACGUAAGAAGCAUUGCUAUCAUGAUUGCCAUCUUCGGUUGGGGAGUUGUACCUCUUCUGGCUUGCGCAACAUGGAAAUUUGCCGAUGUUAGCAAUGCUUCCGCUCACGCGUGUCUUCAAGAGCUCGCCAAUGCUGUCCCUAUGCUGCGUCAAGUUUGCGAUCGCCUUGACAAGAAUUUCUAUCGUUUCUUAAGAAUCCCUGGGCAGAUCACUCAGCUUCCCAAAUACUGUCUUCAAGGUAUGAGUGUGAAGAAACAGGAUCGACUGAGCUAUACGAUUGCAUAUCAUCUUGCUGCUCCGGGAGAGAGGGAAGAGCUUGGCGGCAUGCUCAAUGUAAAGUCUCCGUCGCAUGCGGGACAGAAGAAGACGUCAAUCACAGGACAGAAGGGCGCGAAGGGUGCGAAGGGAGGCAAGGGAAGAAAGAAAGUGUUUUAA